Messenger RNA from Ricinus communis (castor bean), 3255 nucleotides. RefSeq names its product rab GTPase-activating protein 22. Gene Ontology annotation, biological process: activation of GTPase activity. NCBI's taxonomy places the organism in Eukaryota, Viridiplantae, Streptophyta, Magnoliopsida, Malpighiales, Euphorbiaceae. The coding region runs from base 753 to 2828 and encodes 691 amino acids. The transcript has 12 exons. The record is from RefSeq and is a predicted model, not a curated record. Gene Ontology annotation, molecular function: GTPase activator activity.
UUGGAUAAAUCCAAAAAAAUACAAAAAUAUUUGGUUUUAUUUGGGUUGAACUUGUAAAAAUCUUCAUAGGGGAAUAGUAAUAUUUUGUAGUUUAUACUUUCUAUCUUUGUUUGUUGCUUGGAACCGGCGCUGGCAUACCUAACGUAUCACACACUACACUGACAUAAAAUGGCCACACUCUAAAUUUUCAUUUUUUUUUUAGGUUUAACAUAUUACUUUAUUAAUUAUUUUGGUUUAAUUUCUUCAUUUUGAGUUUAAAUUAUGAUGACUAAUACAUUUAUCUUUUUAUUAAUUUCUUUUUUUAGGUUACAAAGAUUUAUAACGAUGUUUUUGUUUUUAUUUAUAAUAUGGCUUUAACUAUAAGGACGGUAAAUUUUCAUAAAUAUUGAUUAAACAAGGAAAUUCAACAAAUAAAAAAUAAUAAUCAUCUAUCGGUUCGCUUUGGCUGUUUUGCUUAGCUAUGAUUAAUAAUAAUUUAAAUUAAGAAAUAACUGGUUUUAUCUAAUUAAGUGUGGUUCAGUGUUUUAUUUAUUUUUUGCUUGGAGAGAAGAAACGGUCAUUUCAUUCUAAUAGAAAGGAAAAAUAAAAAUUGUUAAUGGCGAUGGAGGAGAAGCUCCUCCUUUUACUAUCGUCUUCAUCUAUCUCAUUCUUGUUCUUCUUCAGUUGGUUUUGAAAUUGAGAUUAUUUUUAUCUGGUGAUGAUAAACAAGAAAGGUUGAAAUAAGAGUUAUUGUGUAAAGUGUAAAAAAGUUAAUGUCUUGUGGUGGAGGAGAAGAGAAGCAAUGGAGUUGUGGAAAGCCAGGAGCAGUAAAUUUGCAAAGAGUUGGUUCAAUUGUUCGCGAUAUUGGAGAGCCUUGUUUAGCUCAAUCCCCCAUAAAGGUAAGCAGAAUGCUUAAACCAGAUAAGUGGCAAGCAACUUUUGAUAGCGACGGGAAGGUUUCUGGUUUCCAAAAAGCACUCAAGUCAAUUGUUUUAGGGGGUGUGGAUCCAGCUAUUAGGUCAGAAGUUUGGGAAUUUCUACUUGGUUGUUAUGCCCUGGGCAGCACUGCUGAGUAUCGCACGCAGCUGAGGACAGCCCGCAGGGAGCGUUACAAGGACCUGAUCCAGCAAUGUCAAAUGAUGCAUUCAAGUGUAGGAACUGGUGCCCUUGCAUAUGUUGUGGGAUCCAAAGUUAUGGACAUGAGAACAUCAUCCAAGGAUGACAGCAAACAGGAAGCUAAAGUCGAGAGCAGACAAGCUUCUACUGACACUACUAAUAAAUUAGAGAAAUAUGGUGAUCAGAAUAAUAACUGUACAGAAACAUUGCAUGCAUGUGAAAGAGAGAGUUCUAGUGAUUCUGGGGAGCUUGCCAGUGUGAGGGGAAGUACAGACAGUGCAGCAUAUGACUCAUCAUGUCUUUUGCAUACCUCUGGCCUGUACAAUAGCGGUUCCCCUGAAAGAGGGGUUGAAGCUCAUGGAUCACAGUAUGUAGCGGGGAGUUAUUUUGAUUUUCCUUCUUUACCCGUCACAGAUUUGUUUGAUCGGGAAAGAGAAGAUACGGAAGAAUAUAGUGUGCAUGAAAUUGAACCUUCAACACGACAAAAAUUGAGAUUUCAAGAUGACAGAAUGCACAGUUUUCAAAUUAGUAACAAUGUAGAUUUAAUUAUUGAAUCCAAUGGUUCACCAUCUAACAAUGUUUCUCAUGAGAACAACUCUGAAAUUGAAAUAGUUCACGAUCAUCAUGAUCAUGAACAUGCACAGUCUACUAAUCAGGACUACAAAAAAGAGAUAGUGAACAGAUUGAGAAUAUCAGAUGCCCCAGAAACACCAUUGUUAAAGAUAACAUCUCAGGGAGGGACUACUGGAGAAGACAGAGUAACUGAAUGGCUUUGGACUUUGCACCGAAUAGUUGUUGAUGUGGUGCGAACAGAUAGUCAUCUUGAAUUCUACGAGGAUAAGAAGAAUUUAGCUAGAAUGUCUGAUAUCCUUGCUGUCUAUGCAUGGGUUGAUCCUGCCACUGGUUACUGUCAAGGUAUGAGUGAUUUGCUAUCUCCUUUUGUUGUUCUCUAUGAGGAUAAUGCUGAUGCCUUUUGGUGCUUUGAAAUGCUUCUAAGGCGAAUGCGUGAAAAUUUUCAGAUGGAAGGACCAACUGGAGUGAUGAAGCAGUUGCAAGCAUUGUGGCAUAUCCUGGAACUCACAGAUAGAGAAAUGUUUACACAUCUGUCACGUAUAGGUGCUGAAAGCCUACAUUUUGCAUUCCGAAUGCUGAUGGUUCUUUUUCGUCGAGAGUUAUCUUUUGAUGAGGCUCUUCAGAUGUGGGAGAUGAUGUGGGCUGCUGAUUUUGAUGAAACCCUGGCCUAUAAUUUAGAGGAGAACUGCCUGGAGGCACUGGUACUACCUCUUCCAAGGGAUUCUGGAGGGGAAAUGAGAGAAGAAACCACAGAAAAUGGUAAUGGCAGUUCAAAUGAUGGUUCACUAUCAAAGCAUGGAAAUGUUGAGCACCCUGCGUCUGAGAAUGUGGCAAUGAAGUCAGCAUCUGCUUAUCCUUUUUGUGGGUUGACAAGGAGUUUUUGGUCAAGAAGUGAGCCCAUACAGAUUAGCUCUGUAGUCUCAUCAACUAAGAAUGGGGAUGAUGAAUUACCUGUCUUCUGUGUGGCAGCAAUUCUUAUCAUGAACCGUCAGAAAAUCAUCAGAGAAACUCGCUCGAUUGAUGAUAUGAUAAAGAUUUUCAAUGAUAAGCUGCUAAAGAUCCAUGUUAAAAGAUGCAUACGCUCAGCGAUCAAGCUUCGAAAGAAGUAUUUUUACAAGCUGAUAAAAAACAAAAGUUCUCCAUCUCAGAAUGGUGAAUAGGUUGCACCAUUUCUUGUAUACUCCGACUAAUGGAAGCACCGUAACCAUAACUAUGGCUGUGAUGCAAAGUUUGAGCAUCACUGGCGAAAUUAUGUGGAUCUGUCACAAUGAAGUUGUGCUGAUGCUGCCAGUCAAAGUCUUAGUUCAGUUCUUUGUACUUUCAUUCUCUCCUUCAUAAAAUUUUAAAGUGUUUUCUCCUUUUCCCUCGCCUCCAUUUGAAGCCAGUGGAAGGAUCUAAAAGUGCAAACAGGUUCUUUUUUGGUGCAUCUCAUUUAGAAAGGUUAGGCAAAUACACAUUUGUAUUUUCUUUUUCCUUCACAAUUUCUUAUACCAUACAUUUAGAGAGCAAAUCAUGUAAUGACAAUUUUGAUACUUGUCCUUUUGUUUAUACGAAAUUGAAAUGAGAAAUUUAAUUUGCCGGAGAAAA